Molecule: messenger RNA, 7329 nt
Organism: Rhea pennata
Lineage: Eukaryota; Metazoa; Chordata; Aves; Rheiformes; Rheidae
Gene: B4GALNT3
Product: beta-1,4-N-acetyl-galactosaminyltransferase 3
Exons: 20
Coding region: 1-3180 (1059 amino acids)
Cellular component (GO): Golgi cisterna membrane
Molecular function (GO): acetylgalactosaminyltransferase activity
Source: RefSeq, a predicted model, not a curated record
AUGCGGAGCCGGCUGCUGGCGCGGCUGCGGCGGCGGCGGCUGCGGCGGCUGCUUCUGGCCUUGGGGCUGCUGGCCCUGGGGCUCUGGGCCGCCUACCUGGAGCUGGUGGCCGGCGGGGCCCCCUCGAGCCGCGGAUAUGAGAGCUGGAGAGAACUGGCUAAGGCUCUGGCAGACAGGAAUGUCCCAGCGGGGGACCCAAGCCUCCAGUAUUACUAUCUUCAGAAACUGGGACACCAGAAUGAAGAGCAGCAAAGAGGUGGGAGGAAUAAAUCAAGUUAUGCAUCUGUGAACAACCCUGUACCAUGGAUACCAGAGUUCCAGGGCCAGGCCAACCUGCAUGUGUUUGAGGACUGGUGCGGCAGCUCCACUGAGCAGCUCAGGAAAAACCUCCACUUCCCCCUCUACCCCCAUGCACGAACUACACUAAAGAAACUAGCUGUGUCCCCAAAAUGGACCAACUACGGUCUCCGAAUAUUUGGCUACCUACAUCCUUUUGCUGAUGGGGAGUUUCAGUUUGCCAUUGCUGCGGAUGACAAUGCUGAAUUCUGGCUGAGUCCAGAUGAAAAGAUCUCUGGUCUCCAGCUGCUGGCCAGUGUAGGCAAGACAGGGAAGGAGUGGACAGCACCAGGGGAGUUCGGGAAGUUUCACAGCCAGAGGUCAAAGAUGGUGAGGUUGUCAGCUUCAGGCAGGUACUAUUUUGAGGUGCUGCACAAGCAAGAUGACAAAGGAACAGAUCAUGUGGAAGUAGCAUGGAGACUGAAUGACCCAGAAGCAAAGUUCAAAGUCAUUGACUCCCAAUACCUCUCCCUUUAUGCUAACGAGACGCUUUUAAAAAUGGAUGAAGUGGGGCAUAUCCCGCAGACGUUGGCCAGUCACACAAGCCAACCUGCUGACAACGCAGGCAGCAAGGCACACCCAGCCGACAUGUUGAAGCCUGACCCCCGGGACACUCUUUAUAAAGUGCCUCUGCUCAGUAAGUCACGUCUGCGCCGAACCUUGCCAGACUGCCCUUACAAGCCCAGCUACCUAGUGAACGGAUUUCCUCUGCAGCGCUACCAGGGACUCCAGUUUGUUCAUUUAUCCUUUGUUUACCCGAAUGAUUACAGCCGCCUGAGCCACAUGGAAAAAGACAACAAAUGCUUCUAUCAGGAAAACCCUUAUUACUUGGAAAGAUUUGGAUUCUACAAGUACAUGAAAAUUGACCAGCCAGAGAAGAGCCUGGACUCUGGAGAGAAGACAGAGCAGCCGGGUUUUCAGGAGGGGAACCUGGAUGACCUGCAGUACACGGACCAGGAUGUGGAGAGUACCAGCCCUCCAGGGCACCCUGGUGCACGGAGGGCAGAGCUGGCAGGAAAUGCUCCCAGCGUGAUGGGAGGCUACGAUAAUGUUUACGAGGAUGAUUCCCUCCGCAAGCGUCGUCGGCUCCUCUCAGUUACAGACAGCAACAUAGGAGAGGCACUACAGAGCAAAGGGGCAAGGAGGUCUGGCAUAAAAGCAGCCCUGUUGGCCUCCGCCAAUCAAAGCCUCAGCCGAACUGGCCUGAAGAGGAACCCACUAAUGAAGAAACCCUAUUUAAAAGCUGGAGUCAAAGACAACACUACAAGCCCUCCACAGCAUGCCAGACCUCUCCCAGAGGGAGCAUCAGUCAAAAAGACACGGGGAAACCCUACUUCUCUGACGUCGUCUCUAAAGGAGCAGCCUCUUGGUGGCUCCAAGGAGUCAGCCAGCAAGAUUAGCAAAGGAAUGAAGCCUCUAGUAGAUCUCAAUGCAGCUCACAACCAGCUGCAGCCAGCAGGCACUGCACAAGCCAGGAAACGAGGUCCAGUCUCUGGCAAAGCAAGCAGAAGAGCUGUGAGUGCUGCCAGUCUUGGCAAGCAGCCUCUUCUGCAGGCGCAGUGGCUAGACCAAGUGGAAUCUUACAUUGCUGAGCAAAAGGCAGCUGGUGAUGGGGAUGUGGGUGAGGGGGAGGUGCAAGUGGCAUCUCUUACAAAAAGCAAAUCUGGACCUGUGGGAACAGCUGUGGAAGAGGAAGAGGUGGAUGGGGAACCAGAGGAAGAUGAGGAUGGGUUUGAUUAUGUGCCAGUGUUUGACCAGGCAGUGAACUGGGAGCAGACCUUCAGCAUGAGCAACCUGGACUUCCAUAUGCUGCGCACAGACUGGAUUGACCUGAAAUGCAACACAUCAGGAAACCUGCUGCUAAAAGAGCAAGAGGCCAUGGAAGUCACUCGUGUCUUCCUAAAGAAGCUCAGCCAGAAGAGUAAAGGGCAAUUGCAGCUGCAGCGUAUUGUAAAUGUGGAAAAACGCCAGGACCGCAUGCGGGGCAGCCGCUACCUGCUGGAACUAGAGUUGCUGGAACGAGGAGAGCGACUCGUCCGCUUCUCGGAGUACAUCUUUGCACGGGGAUGGCAGGGCGUCAGCGGGGAUGAGCAGGAGGAGCGGAACAUGAGGAACCUCGCAUGGGGUCGCCAGCGGCACCUGAUGGCUGUGGCUGAUGAGCCAGAGCUGUGCUGGCCCCAGGGCUUCACCUGGAACCACCGUGCUGUGGUUCACUUCGUUGUGCCAGUGAAAAACCAGGCACGGUGGGUGCUACAGUUCAUUUCUGACAUGGAAGAGCUAUUCAGAGUCACUAAGGAUCCACACUUCAGCGUUAUCAUCACAGACUACAGCAGCGAUGACAUGGAUGUGGAGAAGGCUCUGAAAAGGUCUAGCUUACACAGCUAUCGGUACUUGAAGCUGACUGGGAAUUUCGAGCGUUCUGCUGGGCUGCAGGCAGGGAUAGACCUUGUGAAGGACCCACACAGCAUCAUUUUCCUGUGCGAUCUCCAUAUUCACUUUCCGGCUGGAGUCAUUGAUUCAAUUCGGAAGCACUGUGUAGAAGGCAAGAUGGCAUUUGCACCCAUGGUCAUGAGGUUGCAUUGUGGCAUGUCCCCACAGUGGCCUGAUGGCUACUGGGAGGUGAAUGGGUUUGGUCUCCUUGGCAUAUACAAGUCUGACCUGGACAAGAUUGGAGGAAUGAACACAAAAGAAUUUCGGGAUCGCUGGGGAGGAGAGGACUGGGAACUUCUGGACAGGAUUUUACAGGCUGGCCUGGAAGUGGAGCGUCUCUCCCUGAGGAACUUUUUCCAUUGGUAUCACUCAAAGCGAGGCAUGUGGAACCGACGCCAGCUGAGGACAUCGUAGCCUUCAACCCCAAAGCUGCCUGUCGGAGUCAUCCACCAUCUCAGCCCAGCAAGCACUUUAUCUAGGCAUGCAGCUGAGUGCACGUGCUCUUUCUCUCUCUCCAGAGUCCUCCUGUGAAACAGCACAGCUGACGAAGGGACAGUCAGACUGGAGGAGCAGGAACUUCUCUUGGGAGCUAUUGCCUCCGAGAUGUGGGUUCCUUGUCUUGCUGGGGAGUUUUGUGGGGGAGCUUGAGACAAGUGAAGGACUCGUAUUUCCUGCCAUGCAGGCUAGUGGAUGGUACAGUGAAAGAGGUGCCAUAUUUCCUAUUGUGUCUUACAUGGCACAAAACAAAAAGGAAAAAAUCCCAGCUAAACACAGAAUGGAUUAUUUAAGGUAAUGCAACUUCUCUCUCAAUACUUGAAGAAAGAAAAUAGGCAAAAAAAGCAAAAUACAGACACACACACACACACACACACACACACACACACACACACACACACACACACAGAAACAGGCUCUCAGGUAUCCAUGGUUUUGGCUAGGAGACCAAAAUAAUUUCUCUGAACUGUAUUGUGUCCACACGCCCAUGUAGUGACCCAACAAAGUCUGGAUGAGGAGGAACUGAUAGGCACUUUAGGUUGUUGACACUUAGACAUUUCUCUGUGCUUUUCACUUCAACCAAUACGAAAAUACACACUCAUAUUCAGCAAGGUAUCGGCUAUGGAUGGAGACUGAAGUUCACUUCUCUUAUUAAAGCUACAUUUGCCUGCAGCUGGGCGAUGUGGCAGGGGCUGAUGUUACAACUCCACCUGAAUUAUUUAUCUACUGCCUGAGGCUAGUUAUACAGAGUAUCUAGGAGGCACCUCAGGAGGAACUUAGCAGCCUUAUCUGACAAACAUGUGUUUGUCCUAACAAUAUCAGGGAAACCUUAGCAGGGAAGAAGUGGCAAUAUUUUAUUAGUUUAAAAUUGUGAUUUUGCUAGAAAAAGAGGAGACAGAAUAUUCUGCUUUCUAAGUCCUGUACAUUUAUGCAGCAUCUAAAGGUUAAUUUAAUAAGUUAUGGCUUCACAGUUACGUCCUGUCAUAGCUUGACUUUUAUGUAAAGAGCAGGCUUGUUUAUACUGAAGAACAGGCACAGUUUCUGGAACAGUCCUAGGAGCUCUGGCCUGGUAUCAAGGAGAUAGUCUCAGGACUUGGCACUUGCACUGGGAGCAGAAGAGCAAUGAGGACAGGAGAGGGCUGAGUGAAUAAAAGGAUGAGCAGACCGAUGCCAGCAUUGUGGAAAUGCUCUGCUCACAGUUGGCCUGACUCUAGAGUGAAUUCUCAGCCCCUGAAACUCCUGCCCGUGCAAGGCAAGAUUUUUACUCCCAGUAUCCAUUUUACAGGACUGUAGAGGCACAGACAUCCACAGCGCAGUCAGUGCUCUGCACUGGAGCUUCAGUUUCCCCAAACCCUCCUGAAAAGGCUGCUACUGAUAUCAAGAAUCAGGAAGAGUAUGACAUAAGAUGCAGCUUGCGGCUCCCAGCUCUGAGAGGAGUCAUUGAAAAGCAAGUAAUUAAGGUCUGUAGGAUACAAGCAAUGUUGACUUGAUAUACUAGUGUUUUUUUACUUUUACACUGAUGGAGUGGAUGCCAAUUCAGAAUAGGUUUUCAUUUAUUAUUAAUUCUGUGGUGCUUGACAAGUUCAUCAAAUCCCAGUAUUGCUAGUAGAAUACUGAACAUCCAGGUUCUGGCAUGCAGAGUAUAAGGUUGCCGUAGUGUGAGUUCUGUGGCUGAUGGAGUCAGAUUUGAGGAAGCUAUACUGUGCAGUGUGCAGACGUGGUGAAAAGUGCGCGAGAGACUACUGUAUCUGUUAAUUCAUGGAGCCUUUGUCAGAAUUUAGACAUUGAAUAUCUAAGAAGAGGCAGCCAUAACCUUCUGCUCAAAUCGUGGCAGUCUUUUUAAUGAGGGAAGGGAGUUUCCACAUAUAGAGACUAAGAAAUGAAACGCUGCAGUUCUGGGGUGAGGGAAGAGGCUGACAACUUUUUUUUUCUUUCUGUGGUACUGAAGUUUAAGAGGAAGAGGCCUGUGAUGCACUGUUGUAAUAAGCUCUGUCUCUGCCUGGUGCGUGCAGUAUCAGCUGCACACCGAGUGCACGUUGGAGCUUGCGCUUUGCUCACUAGCACAGGCACAACCCCACGACUAAGCAAGCAGGUCUUUCGCCAGACUCUGGCACUGCAGGUUUCACAGCUUGUCUGGACUGGCUCUAUCAAACAGUUCCUGUGGGACGGGGAUAGGCCGGUGGAGAGGACAAGCAGCAGGGAUGCGGGGAGGUGUUAGCAGAACUCGCGGUUCUGCCCCAGGAAGCCAAGAGGAGCGUUAUGCCUGUUCUGCAGAUGGGCAGCUAACAGCUUCAGGAAUAACCCUUGCACCAUACACAGGGUUGUUCAUACCAUGUUCAAGAAGGGUUGUUCAUACCAUGUGCUUUCACAUCUGGCUUAGAUGUGAUUUGUAGCACCUAAAGUCAGCACCCUGCAUUCAUCUACAGACAGUAGAGAGAAUUAGGUGCUUCCAGAAGGUAAUUCACAGGCUCUGCCUUGGUAUGAGUACUUGGUAUGAAUAACUCCUCUUCUACACCAGAGAGGAUAAUCAGCAAAGAGGGGUCUAGAAAUUAGGGUACAACCCUCUCUGCCAGCAGAAUUUGAGGACUUCACCCCCAUGUUUUAGCUGUCCAGGAGACUUCAUGCCUUUUCACCUAGACCAAUAGCAAGCAGAACUGUUUACCUCGUAAGGACUCCCUGGUGGGUAUGAAAGGAGUUACUGGGUCUCAGUCCAGUUUCCCAAGGGCCAGUAACCCUGCUGUAAAAACUGCUGUCACAGUUGUUCUUCUGUUCCUAGCACAAUGGGGCCCCGUUCUUAGUCAGUCUUUAUACAUCGGCGUUGUAAAGUUGAUUAAUACUAAUUGGCACUAGUUGGCAGCCUCCAUGGAGGAGCUUGCAGAGAGCCUGUGGGGACAGACCUUGUCUUCCCGCUCACAAGGUACCCACUCAGACUGCUGUGGGCUGUAAGAUGAGAGAGGGCUACACGCUCCGUGACUUCUGGACCAGCAUGAAAUCUUGCAGGAGCACUGCCAGGCUUUGCCCUUGGGCUGCUGCUCCUGUUCCUAAACAACCUAUAUUUUUUUCCUCCCCCGAACAAAGCUAUGAAGAGCAGGAGAGCAGGGAGUGCGGCAGGAACAGCAGGACCUACAGCCAUGCAGUGACAGGGUGCAGCAGGGCAGGGCUGUAGCCCGGCCAUCACAACCCGACAGGCAGCUUACCUCUGUUUGGCAGUUGUUUCCUGCACCACCAUACGGCCGAUAGCGUGGCACAGCAUUUGCUACUGCUGUGAAGAAGGCUUAUCUCAGGAAUCUGCACAACUCCCGGAGAGCUGAAGGGAAGCUGGCUUUACCAAAGCAGGGAAGCUGACUUCCCCAUAAAGUCGUUCUUGUUUCUGUCACAGGGAUUUCUUAGGAAGCUUUGCCUGAGUUUGCGGUGAAGUUUGCCCUGCAGUUCUGGCCUUCAUAUGCAUUCUAGCUGUGUCCUGGCUUGAUGGGAGAAGGCAAUUGGUUGCACGUGCUUUCCUGUGUAUCAGACACACAGGCCAGAAGGGAGCACUCCAGCAGGUCACUGGAUGGGAACAGUUGGGGGAAUGAUGAGGCACGCUGCAGAACAGGCGGUCCCUGCCGCCAGGAGGAGGCCAGGCAGGGGACCCUGGCCCCAGGAGUGUGGGAUGCACUGAAAAGUGGCUCUGCCCACAAAUGCUGACUCUGUCACCAAACUUUUUUUCAUUCCUGAAUGAGUCAUGGGCCUGAUAUUUAUUUGCAGUCCAGCAAAGGGAAUGAAGAAGGACUGGGUUUUAUUAUGAAAGAAAUGUAUUGUGUGAAAAUAAUAAUGUGACUUGUUUUGUCAUUGUCUUUAAUAUUCUCCUGAUAUCAACAUCUUGCCUUCUUCUCAUGGCUUAUAAAUGUCUAAGUUGUUUGUUUUUUAGAUACCAAUGCCUUGUGUUAAAAAUCUGGACUAUACCUUUGAAUUCUUUGCCUUAAAGUGACUCUGUGCCUUCAGGAUAACUCCUGGACUACACCUCUGUUAAUAUCUGGGGAUAUACUGGUUCUCCCCCACAUUUUAUAAAUACAUUGUCUUCCUACAAGA